Messenger RNA from Colletes gigas, 2082 nucleotides. RefSeq names its product digestive cysteine proteinase 1 (gene 26-29-p). Gene Ontology annotation, cellular component: lysosome. Gene Ontology annotation, biological process: immune response. The coding region runs from base 259 to 1905 and encodes 548 amino acids. NCBI's taxonomy places the organism in Eukaryota, Metazoa, Arthropoda, Insecta, Hymenoptera, Colletidae. The record is from RefSeq and is a predicted model, not a curated record. The transcript has 12 exons. Gene Ontology annotation, molecular function: cysteine-type endopeptidase activity.
CUGUUCUAUAGUAUGAAACAUUCUUAUCAACUUGCAUGAUCGUAUAUAUAUUGUCAGUUCAAAACCAGCGCUAUACAUUGUUCUGACCCCGACGGGUCUUACGUUUAUUUCCUACGUUUUGAAGUAGUCAUAAUGUUGUGAAAAAACAGUACGUCAAGAACAUUUUACAAUUGAAAAAUACUCUUUCAGUGUUCGAUAUUUGAGUUAAUUCUGAACAAUCGAAAGAACAGUUGACGAGUGUAAUUACGGGGCGUAAAAAUGUAUAUUUUUACGAGUACUUUUGCUUUAAUAGCAUUAGGCAUUUCUUGCAUCGAGGCUGUCAAGGCUCCAACAUUUAGUAAUGCUUAUACGGUUAAAGGAACUUUAUAUAUCCCAUAUGCUGAAAUCCGUGAACCAUUUUAUGCAUGGUACGAUGAUACAAGUGGUUCUAGUAGGAUUGAUUACUAUGGAGGAAUGGUGAAGACUUUUCAAUUAUCGCAUAAGGGGUCCUAUGGAAGCAGUAUAAAGCUUGCUCCUAUCACUACAGAAGCGACUACCAACCUUGAAACGUGCCUAGAAGUAAAUGGCACUAAAAAUAUGAAAAUUCGAACUCAAGCCAUUGUUCCUGACACAACUGGAAUGGAGUGUAUUGGAGAGGAAGAAGUCAAUGGAAAGUUAUGUGAAAAAUGGAGGCUUGAACAGGAAGUUGGUGGAAAAGUAAACAAGUAUACUCUUUGGAUACAAUAUAAGAAGUCACCGCGUGCACCCAAUAUGAAAGAACCGAUUCCAGUGAAAUAUGAAAUGAAAGGAUUUAACAGUCUCUUAGGGUCCCACUAUGAUCAUUACUAUUUAGACUACGAUUGGUACUCCUUUGAUAAACCCAGUUCUGAAGUUUUUGAAAUUGGAAAAAAUUUCACAUGCCUUGGUUUUCCUGGCCCUGGAGACAAGCACAUAUAUACAUUCAAUCCUAUGCGUGAAUUCAUCCAUAAUUACGAUAUUCAUGUAAACGAUGCAUUUGACGAUUUCAAAAAAAAUCAUGAUAAGAAAUAUACAGACGCGAUGGAACAUUUGAAGCGUAAAGAAAUAUUCAGACAAAAUUUAAGGUUUAUUCAUUCUACCAAUCGAGCUAAUAAGGGUUACCAGUUAGUUGUUAAUCAUUUGGUAGAUCGCACUGACUUAGAGUUAAAGGCUUUACGCGGUAAGCAAUAUACUGGCGGCUACAAUGGUGGCCAAGCAUUCCCUUACGACAUCGAAAAAGAACAGGCAGACAUUCCAGCUUCUCUAGACUGGAGACUUUAUGGUGCUGUUACUCCUGUUAAAGAUCAAUCCGUUUGUGGAUCCUGUUGGAGUUUUGGUACGACUGGUGCCGUGGAGGGAGCAUACUAUAUGAAAUAUGGUAAACUAGAGCGUUUGUCUCAACAGUCUCUUAUCGAUUGUUCAUGGGGUUUUGGAAAUAAUGGCUGUGAUGGUGGUGAAGACUUCCGAGCAUAUAAAUGGAUCAUGAAACACGGUCUACCCACCGAAGAUGAUUACGGUGGUUAUAUUGGACAAGAUGGUUAUUGUCAUAUAGAUAAUGUUCCGAAAAUGGCCAAUAUUACGGGUUUCGUGAAUGUUACACCAAACAAUCCUAAUGCUUUAAAACUUGCCAUCGCAAAACAUGGACCAAUUUCAGUUGCAAUUGACGCUUCUCAUAAAACAUUUUCGUUCUAUUCUCACGGUGUAUAUUAUGAUUCAACUUGUGAUAAUACUGAGCAGUCGUUGGAUCACGCUGUGUUGGCUGUUGGUUAUGGUAAAUUAAACGGAAAGAACUACUGGUUGAUUAAAAAUUCAUGGUCCACCUAUUGGGGUAACGAUGGUUAUGUUCUUAUGUCUCAAGAUCGGAAUAAUUGUGGAGUAAUGACAACUCCAACAUACGUUACUAUGUAAGAAAAAACAAAUUAUACUGUUUUUAUGUUCGUUUAAGAAUAAGUUCUUAAAAAGUUGGUUGUAUAUUUUUUUUUAAAUGUAUCAUUUAAUCGUAAGGAAAUAUAUUGCGAAGUGAGAAGAAAAUAUAAAUAAAAUAAUUUUCCAAGUAAUAUUGUGUACUAAGUACAAAUAGCAUAA